Plasmodium reichenowi is the source of this 14541-nucleotide messenger RNA. Its product is annotated as putative membrane protein. NCBI's taxonomy places the organism in Eukaryota, Apicomplexa, Aconoidasida, Haemosporida, Plasmodiidae. Bases 1 to 14541 code for a protein of 4846 amino acids. The transcript has 3 exons. The record is from RefSeq and is a predicted model, not a curated record.
AUGAAUGAUGAAAAUAUAAAUAACUUAAUACAAAAAAUUGGUCAUAACAUAAAUGAUAUUAGAGAUAGGUCUAUGAUAAUGCUCAUACAAAAAUAUGAAAAGAAUAUAAUCAAAGAUAUAGAUUUAAAAAAAAGAAAUUAUUUUUUUUAUAUGAUUCUUCAUUAUAUCAAUGACAGAAACGCAUUUAUAUCUUUAAAAAAUUUGAGAGAUAUAUUGUUAUUUUUAAGAUGUAUUAUAAAGGAUGAAGAUAUUAAAAAAAAAUUCGAACAUUUGGAUAUAAACAAGUUUAUUAAUGAAUUUCUAGUUCACUUUAAAAACAAUGAAGAAAAAUACAAAUCCAAUAAUUAUAUUCAGAGUAGGAAAAAUAUACCAAACGAUAAGGUACUAUCAUCAAAAGAUGAUAAGGAUAUUGAAAAAAGUAGUCAUCAGUAUGCUAUAGAAGAUAGUCAUAAGGAAUAUACUCAAGUGGUUCAUAUUUUGAAUGAACUCAAUAAUAUAUAUAAUAAUCUUACCAAUACAUGUAAUACAAUUGAUAAUAAUCUGCAAACUGAAAGGAAUAAAGAAGAUCAGAAUGAUAGUAUACAUCUAGAUAAUAUGACUAAUAACCCUAAUAAUAUUCUUUUAGAAUAUGAUACAUAUGAUGUGAUCGAACAAGAUUAUCAAACUCAUAGUGCAAUCAUUUAUAAUAACAAAGAGGAUAUAGAAGAAUAUACACCAAAAGAUAAGAUGUCAAAAAGUAAUACAUCAAAUAUCGAUAGUUAUGAUACAACCCAUAGGGGAAAUUAUCAAAAUAAUAAUAUAGAAAAAAAAAUGAAUAAUAUAUCCAAUGGAACUGAUUAUACAAAUUCAUCCAGGACUUUUAAAAUAAAUCCAAUGGAUGAAAAAGAAAUAGAAAAUAUUAAUCAAAUAAUGAAAAAAAAUAAUUAUAUUAAUAUAUUUACAAAAAAUAAUUAUUUAUGUACUGAUGACUUUGAAUAUUAUAAUACUUUAUAUAUUCUUAAAAAUCAAAUAUACCAAUAUAGUAUUCAUUUAUUAUUUAAUUAUAAAAAAUAUAAAACAAAUAAAAUAAAAGCAGAUAACUCUUUGAUAUAUACAAUGAAAAAAGACACAGAACAAAAUAUGUAUGAAGAUAUGGAAUGCAUAAAUAAUAGAUAUAUAUUUUCCUACUUAUAUAAUUUUUUUGAUAACUUUGAAAUGUUUAAAAAAAAUUUCUUAGACAUAAAUAAUAUAAUGAAUGAUGAUAAACAUAUUCUUCUGGAUAAUACUCUAGAUAAAUAUCAAAGAAACGAUAAAUUAACAAGUAAUAAUAAUUCAAUAAUAAAAGAGACAAGUAAUAAUUCUGUAGAUGUAUCAUGCACAGGUAUAGAAAAAAAAAAAAUAAAAAAUAAUAAUAGUAAUAAUAAUAAUAAUAAUAAUAAUAAUAAUAGUAAUAAUAAUAAUAAUAAUAAUAAUAAUAAUAAUCAUAUUCAUUCUAAAAAUAUAUUCAGUUAUCCAACUACACAGGAGAAAUAUAAAAAUGUAAAUAUAUAUUUAUAUAAUAAAAAUAUAUAUUACAAAAUUAACAAUUUUAUCAAUAAGAUAAAUAUCCUCUGUUAUCACACACAGAUAAAAUACAAUUAUAUAGAAUUUCUAGGUAUGAAUAUUAUAAAAAAAAAAAUUAGUGUUGAUGAUUUUAUAUAUAUGCAUAAAGAGAUACAUAAAAUAUUAAAUGAAUACAUAUAUAUAUUUAAUAAAGAUUUAUUUUUAUUUAAUUACAAAUUUUUAUAUACACUUUCAUAUAAUAUACAUUAUAUAUAUAAAAAUUAUAUAGAAAAUAAAAAUAAUAUAACCAAUGAUUUUUAUCAUAUUCAUAACAUUUUAAACAACUUAUCAUAUAUAAUAUAUAUUAUAGUAUAUAGUAUAUAUAUUAAUAUAAAUAAAGGAUGUCUUUGUAAUAGUAUAUGUAAUAUAUAUUUAAAUAAUUUUUUUUUUCUACUUUUACAAAAUCUAUUUUAUCUUUUAUUACUUUUUAAUAAUAAUAAUAAUUAUAUUAUAAAAAGUGAUGAAAAUAAUUAUUUCAAUUUUAUAUCAUCCAAUCAAGAUGAAAACCAAAAUGAUAUAUCUAAAUUUUUCAAAACAAAAGAAAAACAAAAUAUAAUUUUAUUAAAUAAUAUUAACAAUUUCUAUUUUAAUAAAUUAAAAAAAAAAGUUCAAGGUAAAGAUGAUCAUGAUUCAAAUAUGAUUAUUUAUCCAAACGAUAUAUAUCAAUAUUUAUUUGUAACAAAAAAUAGUUGCAUAUAUUUUUUUAAGUUCAUCAUUUUUUAUAUAUUAGAAAUAUUAAAAAAUAGUUAUUUCAAAAUAUAUCUUGUACGUAAAGAUUGCUCUACAUUAAAUUUCCCUCUAGACAAUUUUAUAAUUAUAUAUGAUUUCUUGUAUAAUAUAUUAAUUCAUUAUUUUAAUGAUAAUAAAAAAAUAAUUGAUCCACAUUUUCAAGUCUUUCUAAAUUAUAUUAAGGAAAUACAUAUGUAUGACAAAAUAAACAUUCAAAAGGAAAAUCAUAAAAAUGAUAUUGUGUAUAAUAAUAACAAUAUAAAUAGGAUAAAUAAAAAAAAUCAUAAUUUGAAAGAAAUAUUAAAAAAAGAUUAUCAUAUAAAAAAUGAUCCAUCGGAUGAAUAUUAUUCAAAUGUACAUAAACCUUCCUUACAUAUACACAAUUUAUCAUAUCAUUCAGAUGUAUCAAAAAAUAGUGGGUCAUCAAAUGAUUCCUAUUCAUAUACUGAUUCAAGAAAAGAAAUGAAUAGAUUUUCUACUAUUGAUUUCUUUUCUGAUAAAUCUCAUAUUUACAAAUAUACAUAUAAAUAUAGUAAAAAACAAAUAGAAAUAUUAAAAAUAUUAUGUAUAUUUAUUAAUUAUACUCCUGUAUCUUUUAUAUUAAUGAAAAAAAUAAACAUAAAAAUAGUACAUCUUCUUAAAUCGUUCUUAUUUGAUAUUACCUUGAAUAUAUAUAAUAAUGAGCUUUUGUACUUUUUGAAAAUUUUUUUUUUUUUCUACGAUAAUGAAGUGUAUAACCAGUAUAAUGAUUUAUUAUCAUAUUAUUAUGUAUUAGUUAAUAUGUUUUUUAUAGAUAUGGGUAAUGAUUCUAUGGACUAUGAUAAAACAUAUGAAACUACAAAUUAUCAUAAUGACAGUGAUAAAAAUGGAAGUAAUAAAAAUGAAAGUGAUAAAAAUGAAAGUAAUAAAAAUGGAAAUAAUAAAAAUGGAAGUAAUAAAAAUGGAAAUAAUAAAAAUGGAAGUAAUCAAAAUGAAAGUAAUCAAAAUGAAAGUAAUCAAAAUGAAAGUAAUCAAAAUGAUAGUAAUUAUAUUAAUAAUAACAUUGAUGAGGGGGAUAAAAUAAAUUAUCACAUACAAAAUUACAACAUGGACACUUUUAAUACACAUAAUAAUUCAAAUAAUAACAGCGAAUCAGAUAUAUUCACUUUUCUCAAUAUUUAUAAUAAUAUAUUUCAUUUCUUUUUCUUUUUACCUACCAACUAUUUUACCUUGAAUAAUUUCGUUGAUAAAUAUUUCAGCACACUUGAUGAAGAGGGAAAUAUCGACCAAAUGGGCAACACACCUAUGUUUACUAAUCACGACGAAAAAUGUGUAAAAAAUAAAAUAGAUGAUAUAAAUGGUAUAAAUUGUGUAGAUCACACAAAUCUUACAAAUCAUAUAAAUGAAUCACAUAUCAUAAACAAUUCCAAUAGCAUAUACAACUUUAAUAGUUCCUUAUAUCCAUUUUAUAGAUUUAAUAAGGAUAAUAAUAAAAAUGCUAAAGAAAUGUAUUGCCAACCCUUUCAUGUUAUAUUGUAUAAAAAAUUAAGACAAAAUAUAAAAUGUCCUGAUAAGAAUAAGGAUAUAAAAAGUGAUCAUGUAAUAAAUGAUGAUGUAAAAAAUGAUGAUGUAAUAAAUGAUGAUGUAAAAAGUGAUCAUGUAAAAAAUGAUGAUGUAAAAAGUGAUCAUGUCAAAAAUGAUGAUAUAAAAAAUGCUAUUUCUACAAGAAACGACUUUGCUAAAUUUUCCAAAAAAUUUAUUCAAAAUAUUAUCAAUGUAUUAAUAGAUAAUAAAUUAAAAGUUUUAUUUAAUAGUUUCCUUUUAUUAUCAUCAGAAUAUAAUUCUUUUACAAAUUAUAUCAAUAUAGAUAAUAAUAAAAUAAGUAAUAAUUAUCAAUAUAUAGUUUAUGCUUUAAAGGAUAUUAAUAAAAUGAAUAUAUUAAGAAUAAAUAAUCAUUUUCAAUAUAUUAAUUAUAAUAAUUUAACAGAUAUAAAAUAUAUCAAAUUGUUUAAGAAUUUUAUUUUACUUUUACAUAAUAUUAUUUCAAUAAUUUAUAGUUACAAUAAUGAACUUAUUUAUUUCUUUUUUAAUUUUGUUUUCGAUAUUAAUAACGAGCAAACGAAGCUUUUAUCGAAUGGUGGCAGGGAGAAUAAUAAUGAGCAACCUUUAAAUUAUAUAAAGAAUCAUGACAUUUUUUAUGAUGAACAAAAUGAUACAUGUUACAAAAAUGUAUAUCCUUUCGAUUACACUACAAAUAAAAAUAUAAGUAUAAAAAAUGGUCGCAAUGGUGAUAAUAAUGAUGAUAAUUAUGAUGAUAAUAAUGAUGAUCAUAAUGAUGAUAAUUAUGAUGAUAAUUAUGAUGAUAAUUAUGGUGAUAAUAAUAAUAAUCAUAAUAAUGAUCAUAAUAAUGAUCAUAAUGACGAUAAUUAUGAUGAUAAUAAUAAUAAUACCGGUUAUUAUUCCAGUUCAAAUAAAUAUCAUAAGCAAAAUGACAAAAAAAAAUAUAAUAUAUUAAAAAAUCAGGUAAAUGAAGGAAAUAAAUGCACAUAUAUGGAGAAUAUAAAGGAAAUACCAUUAAUUAGUAAAGAUGUAAAUAAAUAUAUAAAAAUGGAUCAAAAAUAUGAUAACACUCAAAAUACAACAAAUAAUUUAUACGAUAUACAAAAUAAAUUAUCAUAUAAUAUGGAAGAAUCUUCAUCUUCGAAUAUAUUUUUAACGUCUUAUCAAAUAAACGAAUUUAUUGAUAUUAUUUAUGAAAUAUGCAUAUAUAGUAAAAAAAAAGAUAUAAGAGAUUAUUACAUUGGUUAUAUAAUUGAAAAUGUUAGAAAUAAAUUAUCUGAUCUAUUGAAUAAUAUUAAAAAUAUUAAUAUAAUUAAUAAACAAAUAAAUAUUCUAUCUCAUAUUAAAAUGUUUUCUAGAAUUAUGUUGUUUUUAUUUUUUGUUAAAAAAAAAUACAUCAUAUUAUAUGAACAGUGUCUAUACAAUAAUUUGCACUAUUUAUAUGAACAUCAUUUUUAUCCAUCCUAUUUUAAUCAAGAAAAGGUGGAGCAUAUUUCUAUAAAUGAGGACAUCAUUAAACAGAAGAUUUUCUUUUAUGAGCACAUUUUCUUAAAUAUACACAAUGUAUAUUUCUAUUUGUUUCAAAAAAAAAAGAAAAAAAGAACUUUCUCUCUUAAAAUCUUUUGGAGAGCAUAUCAUAAUUUUCAGAUGAAAUUUAAUAAAGAACAAUUUAUAAAUGAAGAAGAUAAUGUGUCAAAAAAGGGUAAGGAGAGAAAUAUCUAUGAUGUUAAUUACAAAUCAAAGGAUGGAAUAAAUAUAUUCCAUAAUAAUAAUGUAAGUAAGGAUAAUGAUAUAGGUGUUGCCAAAAAAAAAGAUAAAAUACAAAAUUAUACUAAUAUAUUUAAAUAUUCCAGUGACUGGAAUUAUAAUACAAAUGUAUUAAAUAUUUAUAUAACAGAUUUUUUAAAUAAAGAAUGUAUUUAUGAUGAAAAAAUACUUAUGCAUAUGUUAUCAAACGUAUGUAUUCAUAGUAAAAAUGAAGAUGGCUCAUUACAACUAUUUAAUUAUAUUAUAAUAUAUAUACUAAGAAAUUGUACUACUUCUCAUAUAUACCAUGAUGAAGAAAAAAAAAAAAAUUAUGAAAGCUUCCUUCUUCUUAUUUAUAAUAAAGUAUUACAUUUGUAUUUUAAAUUAUUAAAAGAAAUUUUACUUAAAGAACAAACUAAUAUAUAUAAUAUUGAAAUCUUUAUAUAUCUCUUAAAAAUUAUAAUACUCCUACUUAUAACAAAUAAUAGAACUAGCAAUAUAUGUAAAAAAAUAUAUCAUUACAAAUACUUUUUUUUAUCACACAUAUAUUGUUUCUUUUUUUAUGAUAAUGAAAUUAUAAGAAUAUUGUCUUUUAGUUUAUCUUUUUAUUUAAUAUGUGAUGAAAAAAUAUUACUUUUAUACAAGUAUCGAAUAUUUCUCGAACCUUAUUUAUUCAUAUCAGAUAAAGAUAACUCCAAUAUAUAUAAACAUACAAAUCUCGACCAGGACAAAAAGGUAUAUAUCAAUAAACAAGCGGACUCACAUAUGAUUAAUAUACACAAAUUAUCUGUAGUAAAUGAAAAUUCACAACAUUUUAAAAAUUCUAUAAUCGAAGAAAUAAAUGUUAAUGAUUUAUGUGCAUAUAAGCCAUAUAGUGCCCACAAAAUUGAAGAACAUAAUAUUCAUAGUGAUAAUAAAUAUAAUGAUGAUAAUAAGAAUUAUAAAGAAAACAAAUACGUACAUGAUGAUACCUAUAAUUAUAAGAAUGUCAAUUCAAAAAUGAAUAUUAUCCAUAAUCUAUAUAAUAUGCAAUAUGUCAAAAAACACGAUGUAACAUUCUUUAACCUAAAUGUACAUGGAACAUAUAGAAAAAAAAAAAAAAAAAAAAAAGAUUUUGAGGGCAUUGGAAAUAAUGAUAUUCACACUAAUUUGAACAACUCUACACAGACAUCAUUUUAUAAUAUAGAAAACAAAAUUGUAUUUUUCGUUCCCUUAUGGUUAUAUAAAAAAUUACAAGGAAAUAAUUUUUUAUUCAUGAUUAAAAAAUUGAAGUCUUUUUUUUUUUUUACCACAAAGUUUAGUUAUUUACACAUGUUUCAUGAUACAACACAGAAUAAAAAAGAAAAGGAAUUAACAUUUUUUAAUGGAAUAUAUAAUAAUAAUAAUUUAUUUAUGUCAUUUUAUUUAUUUAUAAAUAAAUAUUUCUAUUUAUUAGUACAAAAUAUUAAUAAUGAUUCGAAUUCAAAAUCACAUUAUAUUUUAAAUAAUAAUAUAACACAUCCCUUCGAAAGUAAUAAUUACAAUACAUACAAAUCAACUUAUCAAAAUAUAAAUUAUGAAGAAAAAAUAUGUACUAAUAAACAUUCUUAUAUGUUUAUAAAUAUAAAGUGUUAUUCUAACAUAAAAGAAAAACAAGCAAAGCAUAAAUCAAAUAACAUAUCUAACAUAUUAGUACAAAUAAAGGAAUUCCCACCUAUAAAUGAUUCAACAUAUGAUAAUAUUAAUUUUGUAUAUAUAUAUAAUUUAAAACGUCUUUUUGAUUUUUUAAAUAUAUCCUAUAUACAGUUGAUAUGUAAAAAUAAAAAAAAUAAUAUACAUGGGGAAUAUGAAGAUGAAAAUGAUAAUUCCGAACAUACAAAAGAUAAUAAUAAUAAUAAUAAUAAUUAUAAUAAUUAUAAAAAUGAAUAUAAUAAUAUAAAAAAUGUAUCUGUAAAUUAUCAAAAAUAUGAUCAAGGACACCAUAAAAAAAAUGAAAAAAGAUAUAUUUAUGAUUUAUUCGACCAAGAUUAUAAUCCCAUAUUAGAAGUAAUAAAUUUUGUAUACACAGAAAUGUUUCCUUACACGAAUAAGUUAACCUUUUUCAUAUAUAAUAAAAUAAUAGAGAUCUAUAAAAAUCAAGAUAAUUAUGAUCAUAAUAACAAUGAACAUAAUAAUAAUUGUGGAGAAAAUGAAGACAUCAUUAUGCAUAAAUAUAUGAUAUUACUAGAAUAUUUUAUCUGUAUAUUAGAUAUGUGUCUAUAUAUACAUUUAUUAUUAAAACAUAAAGAAAAUAAAAUCUAUAUAUAUAAUAAUAUAAGAAAAUUUAAUUCCCAAAAUAUUGACUUAUGUCUUUUUAUCUAUAAAUUAUUAUAUAUAUCUGUUAAUACAAAUAUUUUAAAAAAUAUCAUUUCUAACUUUUCAUUAAACGUCAUUUAUAAUUUUUUACAAAAUAAUAAAAAUUAUUAUGUCGAAAUGAAAAAUAAUUAUUAUAAGAAUUAUGAUCAUUUUAUAAACAUUGAUUCAACUCCUGAAAAUCAGGAACAAAAUCAAAAUUAUGAAAAUGAGUUAUUAAUAAAAAAUGAAUUAUAUAAAAAGAAAAGAAAUGAACAAUCACAAAUAAAUAUAUCCAUAUUGGUUAAUUUUUUGUUUUUUCUCCUUUCAAAAUAUACUAAAAAUAAGAAGAAGAAAAAAAAUUAUAUAGAUAUCCCAUCAAACCAUUUGAGACAAUAUAAUAAUAAUAAUAAUAAUAUUUACUCAAAUAUAAUUAAUGUGUAUGAACUUGAAAAAGGUAUAGAUAUCGAAAAUGUGACAUUUCAAAACCAUGAAAAAGAAUAUCUUAAAAUCGAUAUAUUCUUCUUAAAAAAUAUUUUAUGUAUGUUACAUGUGUUUUUCACAAGAGGUAUUUAUUUAGAUAUCGAUAUGAUAAAUAAUGAUAUUUCUUAUAUGAACAUAAAUAUUCUUAUUCAACAUCAAUAUAAAUUAUUUUUGACCAAACAAAAUAUAAAUAUUUUAAAAAAAAAAAUAAAAAAUAAAAAAAGUAAAAAUAAUAAUAAUAAUAAUAAAUAUAACAAUGACAAUAAUAAUAAUAUAAACACGUUUGGUUGUAAUAUUACAUCGUCAAAUCACAAUUUCUAUAGUGAUAACUCUUUUUAUAAUUUAGCAACAAAUCAAAAAUCUAUUAAUCAUCCACAAAAUAUAAAUGAUAUAAAUUAUAUUAACAAUAUUACAAAUAAUGAUAUUAAAUAUUUAGACAUUUUCAAAAUUUUUUUUUUAAAUAAUUAUAUGAAAAUAUUUAUCAACUUUUGUAAUAUCUAUAAUGAUAUAAUUAUUGAAUGUUUAUAUAUACAAUUAUUACUUUUUUUUUUUAAAUAUAUGAUACAAACUUUAUCAUAUGAAAUAUCAAAAGAAUAUACUAAAAACUUUUUUUGUCAUACCAAGAAACACUUAUUGGUUUAUUUUUUAAAAUAUUAUAUAAUCGAUAAACAAGUCUGUAAAUUUUUAAAAAAAAUUUAUUUCAUUAUUUUAAAAUAUGCCAUCUAUAUGCAGAACAUAAACAUGGAAGAGGUGAGAAGCGAUGAACCAUAUGUAAAUAAAUAUGAUAAAUGUGAUGAAGAGUAUAUAAAGAAAGAGGAUAAAAUUGAACAAAAUAUAAAAAAAAAUAAUAAUACCAACAAUAAUAAUAAAAACAAUAAUAAUAAAAACAACAACAAUAAUAACAACAAUAAUAACAACAAUAAUAACAAAAACAAUAACAAUAACAAUAACAAUAACAACAACAAUAAUAACAACAAUAAUAACAACAAUAAUUGUAAUAGUUGUAGUUAUGAUAUAAACAAAUAUAAUUAUAUAUUAAAAGACCAAGAUGUAUACAAAAAUUAUUGUAAAUUAUUUUAUGAAUAUACUAUAAAUAAGUAUAGAAAAAUACAAACUUCAUUAACAGAAAACAUUAAUAUAAACCCGAAAGAAGAAAAGUAUUAUCAAAAUUUAGAUACACAAAAUAUAUAUUUAAAUAAUAAUAUAUCUUCUGAUUCAUUAUAUAAAAAUAUUUUUAAUGAUGCAAAUUGUGUAAAAAGAAAUUCAAGUAUAAAUAAAAAUAAUAUUUGUAUGAUUCAUCUAUAUUGUUCUAAUUGUGAAGAAAUAAGAAUUUUAUUUUUAUCGAUUAUUAAACUUUUAAGCUUUACACUUGAUCAUUUCCCCUUUUUUUUUUUCAUGUUGAAAAAUGAUAAAAAAGGAAAUACUAAUAAUGAAAUACAUAACAAUAUGUGUAAUGAUAAUAUUGUUUUUUUAUGUGAACAAAUAUUUUAUUUUUUAAAUAAAAAAAAUAUUUAUAAAAAUUAUUCCAAAAUGUAUAUCUCAUCAUACUACCAAAAAUAUUUCCUUAAAAUUUUUAUCAAGUUGUUAUAUUGGGAUGAACAAGAAACAAUGAAUAACUUACAUAAGUAUGAAAUAUAUAUUCUAAAAAAUAAAAAUAAAAAUCAGCACAAAAUAUAUGAUCCUCAUAAUAACAAUAUUAAUAACCAUACUAAAGGAUUAAACAACUAUACAAAUAUAUGUGAACAAAAAUAUAAUCAUAUAAAGUAUAAUAUGGAUAAUAACAUUAAUAAUAAUAUUAAUUAUAAUACUAAUGAGAAUAAGAACUAUAAUUCAUUUAACAGUCAUCAUGUUGAUAAUUAUAAUAUUAUGAAGAACGUUAAUUAUCAUAUUAGAAAUCAUAAUAACGUCUUUUCUAAAAACUUUACACAAGAUAAUAUAUUUUAUAUAAAUAACUUCCUGAAUUUAAUAUUAAUAAAUAAAUACAAAAACGAAUAUAAUAUUUUUACUAAAAUUUAUGAUAGAAUUUAUUAUUAUAUAUUAAUUGUAAGUAUAUGUUAUAAGGAUAAAAAUUUUUUAUCUCUUCUACUUUCUAAAUAUGAAUUAUUUUAUGAAGAGUAUAAUGAACUUUUACAGACAUAUUUAAAAUAUGUUAUAAAUAAUAAAAACCUUAUGAAUAUCAAAAAAAUAAAAAAUGAAAAAAUGAUACAUACAUUUUUAUAUAUUUUUAUAUCUUAUAUAUAUAUUUAUUUAAAUGAUUUAUAUAAUAUUUUUUUUACACAAAUAAAAAACUCACUAACUUUGCCUUCUUUCUUUAAUAAUAUAAUUUAUAUAAACUCAAUAGAAAAUAACAAACAAGGAUAUUCAUCCUAUAACACAACAAAUGAAGAGAUAACAAAUAAAGCAAAGAAGGACUUUAUCAUAAAUAAUCAUAAUACUAUUAUAAUAUAUACAAUUUAUCAAAAUCUAAUAAAAAAAAAAAAUAACUCCAAUCAGUUCUUGGAUAAUUAUAAUGACCAUAACAUAAAAAAUGUUGUCAUUAAUAACAUUUUUCAUAAUAAUAUUAUAUAUCUAUUUAUACUUUAUAUUAUAAAUGAUAAUAAAUAUGGUAUAAAACAAUAUAGGACAAGUCAUGAACAUAGUCAUUAUUCUUGUAAGACAAUAAGAAAAAAUUCUGAUAUAUUAUAUAAAAAGGAAGAUAUCAAUAUUCAAAGCAAGUUAACAAAACAAGAAAAUCAAAAUGAAAAAGAUAGAUAUUGUUUAUAUAACAAUAUACAUAAUGUAGACAACUCAUGUAAUAUCUACAAUACACAUAAUAUACAUAUCACAUAUAAUACACAACAUAAUAAACUAUGUGAAAAUUUAUAUUAUUCUCCUUAUGAUCUUAAUAAACAAAAUGUAAUAUAUUCUAAUUUGCACAUUGAAGAUAAUAAUAAAACCUUUAUAAAUAAAGUCACAAUAAAUAUUAUAUUAUUUUUCCUUUUAUUCUUUUAUGAUUAUUAUUCUAAUAAUUAUAAAAUCAAAGAAAAUAUAUUAAUACAAAUAUGUAGACACAUCAUAGAGCAUUUUUCCACUUUGUUUAAUCAGGAUUUUUUCAUUAUACAUGAAACGUAUAAAGAACUGAUGAAUUUAAAAAGAGAAAUGAAAAAGAAAACAAAUAGUAUCCAAAAAAAUAACCCUAUAAAAAAUUAUAUGACAAAUCUAAAAAGUAGUAAUGAUAGAAAUUUAAUUUUGCACAAAAAGCAAAACCAAUUACAAGAUCAAACAAAUAUUUCUACACGUAAAAAGUUUAGCAAUUAUUUAAAAAGGAAGAACAAAAAAAUUAUAUGUUCUUUUUCAAGGGAUAAGAAUAAAAAAAAUGUUCCUUUAAGAACUGAAUUGCAACCCGAAGCAAACGAUACAAAAAAUAAUACAAUUAUUGAAAAUGUUGAAAAUAUUAAAAAUGUUGAAAAUAUUAAAAAUAUUGAAAAUGUUGAAAAUAUUAAAAAUGUUGAAAAUAUUAAAAAUAUUGAAAAUAUUGAAAAUAUUAAAAAUAUGGAAAAUAUUAAAAAUAUUGAAAAUAUGGAAAAUAUGGAUUACCUUAUAGAUAGACAUAUAUAUAUACUUUUCAACAUAAAGGAAAGGUUUAAGAGAGAUAAGAAACUUUUAUUUUUAUAUACAAUAAAUUCCUUUCGAGUUAUACAAAUAUAUAACAACAUUUCAAAUAUAAUAUUUAAAUAUAAGUAUAUUUGUAUAUUGUUAGGAAAAUUACGUUAUUUUACAAAUCAAGAUAUAUUAAAAUAUAUUUUCCGUUGUAUACAAUAUUAUUGGAGUGAUAAGUUAAAAGAAGAAUAUUGUCAUAGAUCAUUAUUUUUAAAAAAGAAUAUGAAUAAUUUCGAUAUAGAAAUAGGAUAUUUUUCAUAUAUAUAUAUACAUAAUUUUUUUCAUUUUUUAUCUUGUUAUUUAUUAUAUGAUAUAAAUACAUUAUAUAAAUUUUGUUCUAAUGAAUUUAAUUGUAUAGAUAUUCUUAAUAAUUAUGUAGAAGAUUUAUUAAAGUUACAAAAUGAACAUGGAACAUAUAUAGGUAUGGUCAUAUUAAACUUUUAUUUAGUUGUUAUGAAUACAUACUUUUUUGACUUUUCAUUUUAUGAAAAGCAUUCACAUUUCAUAAAUCAAGAAACAAAUAAAGAUGAUUCAUUAAAUAGUACAGAUACCAAACUCAAACAAUAUGUAAUUAAUCAUUUCAAAAAUGAUAAAAGUAAAAGCGUUUUAGGAAAAAAUCAUGUACAAAAGUCAAAUGACCAUAUAACAUAUUACUCUUGUAUUAAAAAAUUAUACAAUCAAUUUAAUAAAUCAAAAUUUUUACAUUUUUUAGUUAACUACAUUAUAAAUAACAUUAACAAUAUAAAUAAUAACCAUGUUAAUGUAAAUAUAUAUGCAGAUGGAAAUAUAAAUAAAAAUACACAUGUUAAUGUUAAUAUUAAUAGUAAUGUUAAUUAUAAUGUUAGUCGUUGUAAUAGUCAUGUGAAUAAUUAUGUUCAUGUGAAUAAAAGCAAAAUAGAUAAAGAAAGAGACAUGAACAUUUUGUUUAUAUUAUUACAAUUUAUAAGUUACAAUAUGAUUUUUAUAGAUAAUAAAAAUGAUAUAUAUAAAUUAUCCAAUGUAUUAAUAAAAUUUUUAAAAGACAAAAAAAAAAAAGAAGAAGAAGAUAAUAUAUCAAUAUUAAUUUGUUAUUAUUAUAUUAUUCUUUUCUUCAAUUCAUGUUUUUUAAACUGUUCAAAUAUAGAUGAACGUUUAAUAAAUCUAUUACUUAAUGUUGAUAAAAAUGAUAAUUUCUGGUUUCAUUUUAUUUUCUUGUCACCCAAACAAAUGAAAAGAAUUCAUAAUCAAUAUAAGAAAGACAUAUUAAUUUUAAUAAAAUUUUCCAUUUUACAUUUGUAUUUAUUAUUGUUAAAAAAUAAAAACAUUUUUAAAAAAUCUAUAUUAUAUAUAUCAAGUGAUAUCAACAUCUAUUUUGUCUUUAUAUAUAUACUUAAUGAAAUAUAUGAAUACUUUAAAAAUAUAAAUAUAAUGCAAAAUAUCAAAAAAAUUGAACAAGUAAAUAAAAAUAAAAAUAAAAACACACAAAAAUACCAAAACCAAAACAAAAUAAAUGAUAUCAAUGUAUCAUCUAUAUAUAAAACUUCUAAUAUAAAUAAUAAUCAUUUCAUAAAUCAAAAAAAACUUAUAUAUAGUUAUAAUGAUAAUACAAUAAAAAAUGAUUAUUUAAACAAUACACAUAAUUUAUAUCAUACUAAUUAUACAGAACAAUUGAAGGAAAAAGAAAACAAAAAUAUGAAAUAUUUUUAUUUAUAUUCUGAACUCUUAGUUAUAUUAACUCAAAUUAUAAAAAUCUUAAAUAAUAAUGAUUUUAAUAAAUAUAUAACAAUUCAACAUAAUAAAGAUAAAGAAACUUUACUUACACAAUUUAAAAACCUAUAUUCAAAAAUAAAAAAAGAAUUAACAUAUAUAAAUGAAUUAAUUAAAUCAAUAAAAUAUACUAUACUUAUACACCCAUUAAUGAUUCAUAUACAUACAUUACAUCAAUUUUAUUUAUCAAUAUAUAUAAGAGAAUAUUAUUUUUUCCAUAAAUCAUUCUUUAAAUAUGAUAUCUUUAUGAUAGAUUUUCUACAUAUCAUUAAAAAUAAAAGAAAGACAUCCAUUUAUAAGGAAAAUAAUCAUGAUAAUAAAAAAAAUGAAGAUAAUACCAAAAUUGUGUUCAACCAAAACGAAUACAUAAAUAAUAAUAAAUUAAUUACAAAUAAAAAUGUAUCAAAUGCUAAUAUCCAUUUUCCCAUUAAGUCAAAUAUAUAUUGUGAAGAACAAAAUUGUUAUAAUAAAAAUAUGAACAAUGCUAAUACAACUCUAUGGAAGAAGGAACUGAAUAAAGAAAAAAUUAAUUUUUAUUUAUUUUUUAAUUCUCCUAAAAAUUAUAAUUUACAAAUAAAUAAUUUAUGUUCUUCAUUGAUACAAAAUGAAUAUCAUGAUUCUCUUAAUAAAUAUUUUUCCACAAUUUUUCAACCAUCAAAUGGUGACUCUUCAAGUAGUUUAAAAUAUGAUAAUGAGCAAAUAAAGAUAUAUGUUGACUAUAUAUAUGAUAGUGUUAAUUAUGCGUUAAAGUUUUUUAACACAAUAUAA